This is a messenger RNA of Amphibalanus amphitrite, 1229 nucleotides long. RefSeq lists its product as uncharacterized. The record is from RefSeq and is a predicted model, not a curated record. Lineage: Eukaryota; Metazoa; Arthropoda; Thecostraca; Balanomorpha; Balanidae. Bases 231 to 887 code for a protein of 218 amino acids. The transcript is spliced from 4 exons.
AUGUGUUUUUCAUUCUACCAAGGAUUGCAACCUCUUCUUGCUUGUUAAUUUCAGUGAAUUUGUGUUAAAUCAUAGCUAGUAUUUUGGUGAUCGCUUAUUCUUUUAGAUAUUGAGAGAUGUGUGGCUCAGUGAAGAGCACGUUUCUUCUCACAUGAACUAUUUUGCUUUUGCAAGAAGUGUUCUACUUUACAUCUCAAUCCAAGUCUCUAUCUCAGCCAGUGUGAUAUAAGAUGAAGACAUGCACAAUUAUUAUGGCGAUGCACGUGAUUGCUGCCCUGCUGCUCGGCCUGGGACUGGUCGCCGCGGAGAAUCCAGUGGCUCUCAGCGGCACCUACACGGCACCCGAGCCGGCCGCGCCAGAGUACCAGCCGCCAGCGGUCGAGUACCCCGCCCAGCAGUACGACGCACCCGCCCCGCAGUACGACGCUCCCGCCCAGCAGUACGACGCACCCGCCCAGCAGUACAGCGCUCCCGCCCAGCAGUACAGCGCUCCCCAGCCGGUGGUGCAGUACAUCCAGUCGCACAUGGGCUACGACUCCUACGAGGGCGACUCAAAGGGACUCUUCAAGAAAGGCGGCAGCUCGUUCCUCAACAAGUUCGGCCUGGACUUUGUCUUCACGGGCUUCAUGAUCGCCGGCAUCGUGAUGGUGCUCGCCAUCAUCGGCGUGGUGACGGUGCCCGGCCUGCCGUUCACAGCCAGCGUCCUGCCGACCGUCACGGACCUGUUCAAGGCGCGCAGUCUCGACUCUGCCCGCAGUCUGGCCUCCUCUGUCCUCGACAGCGGCCUGUUCGGUGACCUGUCGGCUGCCGAUGUGGCCGGCGCUGUCACCUACGUCGACGAGGCCAUUGAGCGCGCGCGCAGGUUCAUCGCCGAUUACCCGCAGUGACGGGUGUCGGUCCUAAAACGGGUAGCUCUGGUGGUGUUCUGAAACCGACGCGAGGCAAAGGGUUCGACGAUCGUCGAUAAUGACGAUCUGAAGACGCACGGGAAAGGCUGUCAGGCUGUGUGGGAGAUGUGUAUGAAAAUGCUCCAACGUGAAAUUGUGCGACUAAUUGGGCGUGAAAUUGGCGACGCCUUCAUUUGAGCCUGCGAAGUGUAAUAUGUGUCGAUGGUCACAAGGUAAAAGCGAUUGUGCACAUUUACGAGUAAUCAAUCCCAUUGAUACUGUAUGUACUAUGUACAAUAGCGAGCUGUCUCUGUGAUCAAGUAAUACAAAAAGCACAAAUUA